GUUUUUAUAUAAAAUUGUAAAUAGAAAAUAGUUUUGUUAUCAAUGAUCAAGCUUAGGGUGUCGUGACAAUGGUGUCAGAAGUGGGAUGAUGAUGUUAGCUUUGAUCAGUGAUUGUUUUUUUUAAAAGAAUGUUUUUUGAGUAAAUUGGAUUGAACGUUGGAAAAAUAUUGUAGUAUUUUCAUGUAUUGAAGUUAUAAUAUUUUUUUUUUAUUGUAUUGUUGUAGAGAGACGUUCAGAUAGAAGUUAAGGGACCCUGAGAGGAGAGGACGUUACCAUGAAUUAGUUUGUAUUAUGAAGGUUUGAUUUCGAUUUAGUUCAGUUUUCCUGGAGGGAUAUUUUGCUUUGUCAUUUUUGUGUCAGUUUAUGUUGUUUGAUAGUUGGUUUAUUUACUGGCGAUUUUUGAGAUGGAUUUGUUAAAAGAGCUGACUGCAUAUGGUCAAAGUUUGGAGUUGACGGGAGCGGAUCUUCAGAGGUUCAUCCGUGAACAACAGGCACAUCUGCGAGAACUCAGAGUUGAGCAAAGAGAGAGACAAAAGGAGGACAGAGACUAUGAGUUGAAGAGAGAAGCUUUGGAAGUAGAGAAGCUCCGUCUAGAAGAAAAGAAAUCUCUAGAUGCACUCGAAAGUAAGUACCAAGCUAAUGUACAAGAACUUAAAUACCAGUUGAGUUUGAAAGAGACAGAAUCUAAAGCUGCUAAGUCAGACAUAUCUGAUGGUUCAUUAGCAAAGGUUCCUAAAAUGCCAUACUUUGAUGAGGUUAAAGAUGACAUAGACUCUUUUCUUAGACGAUUCGAAAGAUACGCUAUAGCACAGAAGUGGAACGAAGGAAUGUGGGCCGUGAACUUAAGCGCAUUACUUAAAGGACGAGCUCUUGAUGUCUAUGCCCUACUUCCACAAGAAAAGGCUCUGGAUUAUGCAACCCUUAAAACAGCUUUGCUGAGGAGGUUUGAGAAAACAGAGGACGGUUUUCGAGAAUAUUUCCGUAGGUGUAGACCAGAGGUAGGUGAAACCUUUACACAAUUCGCAGUUCGUUUAGGAAGUUAUCUAGAUAGAUGGAUUGAGUUUGGAAAAGUUAACAAAACUUACAACGGACUAUAUGACUUAGUGUUGCGAGAUCAGUUCAUAUCAAUCUGUAAUAGAGACUUAUCGUUGUUCCUAAAGGAGCAUAUUCCAAAAAGUAUUGAAGAGAUGUGUAUGUUAGCGGAUCAGUUCAAAGAGGCGCGUCAUGUUAACAUAUUAACUUUAGUUUCUUCUAGCAAAAAGGAGACGACAUUUGAAAACAGAAAUCCAGCCAGAAGGAGCAAGUGCCGCCGAAGACUAAUGGUCAGUCCUUUUCACAACAGAAGAAGACAGGGAAGGAUAUUCGAUGCUACAAAUAUUCCAGGCUAG
Messenger RNA from Saccostrea cuccullata (small rock oyster), 1388 nucleotides. RefSeq lists its product as uncharacterized. The record is from RefSeq and is a predicted model, not a curated record. Lineage: Eukaryota; Metazoa; Mollusca; Bivalvia; Ostreida; Ostreidae. The transcript has a single exon. The coding region runs from base 405 to 1388 and encodes 327 amino acids.